AUGCAUUGCAUCAAACCAGUUAAUUCAGAGGAGUACUGGACCCCGUGUGAUGCUCCAAGAACGGAACCACCCAACAUCAAGAGACCAGCUCAUCGCCCCAAGAUGAAGAGGAAUGUAGAUCCUGUAGAACCUGAGAUGCACGCCACUAAAGUCAAGAAGACCAUUGAAGUGACAUGCAGCAAGUGUGGACAGCUUGGGCAUUACUACAAGACCUGUAAGAAUGACCCAAAGGACCCAAACUGGCAGCCAUUGACCAAGAAGGAGAGAAGAGCUGGUAAGGGGAAGGGGUUGCAGAUUGUACCCUUUUACACAAACCAGAACAGAGGCCAAGAUGUAGGACCUAAUGUCAAUUUGAACAGUGCUAGUGUUCAACCUCCCCCACCUAUGGAUCCACAGGUUGCAGGAGAGGCUAUGAACCUGAAUCAACCACCCCCACAACCCUGCUCCACCCCCAACCUCAGUUAUGCCCAAAGAAGAAAGCACCCUGUGGUUAGGCCCCCAACCGCUCCUAUCUCGCCUCCACCUUCAUUUGGACAACCUACUCCACCAUCAGUUCAAGCAGCAUCAGGUCUUAUACCAUGUGUUCCAACCGGUCAGGCUGUAAACCCGAGGACAACAACUGCUAAUGUUCCCUUUCAACAAAGUGCUCCUUCUGCUGAGACCAUGGCUGCAGCAAGUUCUGGGACUGCAGCAAGGCUUUUCAAGUUCAUUCCUACCCCUGGGUUUAUACCUCCUAGGAAGACUUGA
Arachis duranensis is the source of this 747-nucleotide messenger RNA. RefSeq names its product branchpoint-bridging protein-like. The coding region runs from base 1 to 747 and encodes 248 amino acids. NCBI's taxonomy places the organism in Eukaryota, Viridiplantae, Streptophyta, Magnoliopsida, Fabales, Fabaceae. The transcript has 3 exons. Gene Ontology annotation, molecular function: zinc ion binding; nucleic acid binding. The record is from RefSeq and is a predicted model, not a curated record.